Molecule: messenger RNA, 2006 nt
Organism: Mugil cephalus (flathead mullet)
Lineage: Eukaryota; Metazoa; Chordata; Actinopteri; Mugiliformes; Mugilidae
Gene: shisa3
Product: shisa family member 3
Exons: 2
Coding region: 611-1471 (286 amino acids)
Source: RefSeq, a predicted model, not a curated record
GAGAAGCACCUCUAGUCGGAGUCCUGUUCAGGUAUUCAAAGCUGCUGGUUGAGCUGUGGAAGAAAACUGAAAUAAAUUGAGAAUAACUGGCAUCACGUGGUCGCGCACGUCCGGUUAAUGGGGGUUUACGUGCGCGCGUACAAAACAAACGAGUUACAAAAGCAGCCCCUCUCCAGCGGGGUGGGCGCACAACUUCAGCCCCGACGUCCCCGGACCUUCACAGGAGGUUUACGAGAGAGAGAGAGUUGAGGGAAACUCCGACCAGUUGUUCGGCGUCGGUCUGCUGGUGCGCGUUUGGAUCAGAGGAAAGUUCACUAAUGGUAUUUUAACUUGAAGCCACGUUUUGGUCGCACCGCGCAGGAUUCAAUUAAGGAUUUUCCUCACACUGAGCAGCAGCUGUUGCCUCAAAGCGGCUUAGGAGCGGGAGAGAUGACGGUGGCAUCAGUUUACAUGUUUGGAUGAAGGCGCUGAGUUUGUGUUCUGGUCAAUCUGUCUCAAUGAAGAGUCUCUAACUCGGGCUGACUCGGGGUCCCGGAGCCGAAGCCCCCCGCCCCGUCCCCCUCCUCCCUCACAGGACGCAGGGAACCGUGAACCCCAGCGGCUCGCCGGAAUGGUGCGCCUGUUGAACUGCCUGCUGCUGGGAUAUCUGACCUGGAAUCUGCGGAUAUCGGACGCUCAGGGAGAGUACUGCCACGGCUGGCUGGACUCUAAUGGGAAUUAUCAUGAGGGCUUUCAGUGUCCGGAGGACUUUGACACCAUGGACGCCACAGUGUGCUGUGGCUCCUGCUCUCUGCGCUACUGCUGCGCGGCCGUGGACGCGCGACUGGACCAGGGCAGCUGCACCAACGACAGGGAGGUGGACAACACCGAGUUCGCGGCGCAGCCCAUCUACGUGCCCUUCCUGAUGGUAGGAAGCAUCUUCGUCUCCUUCAUCGUGGUCGGCUCGCUGGUGGCCGUCUACUGCUGCACCUGUCUGCGGCCCAAGCAGCCCACCCAGCAGCCCAUCCGCUUCUCCCUGCGUAGCUGCCAGGGCGAGACCAUCCCCAUGAUCCUCACCACCGCUCCACCCAGCCUCCGCGCGCCCUCGCGACAGUCCAGCACGGCCACCACCAGCUCCAGUUCGGCCGGAGGGGGCAGCUCCAUGCGGAGGUUUUCCCUCGGAGGUCAGGGGCAGCAGCAGCAGCAGCAGCAGCCGCACGGCUGCCUGGUGUCAGCCACCAUCUCCUCGUCGGCCUCCACUCCCGCCCAGACCCCUCAGACUCUGCCUCCGCCUCCGCCUCCCCCGUACACGUCUCCACCCAUGGCAGGAGGCAUCCAGCAUCCUUCGACCCACACCCAGCUGCAGCUCCACCAGCCCUCCAUGCCCCCGCACCCCUCUCAGAGCUUCCUCCUGCCCCAGCAGUACUUCUUCCCCCUGCAGCCGGACGCCUUCACAGCGGCCAAGGGCUUUGCCGACUUUGGACAGAGCUGACAGGGCUCCCAGCAGGGGAAACGGGAGAGAUUACAAGAUUUUUAGAGGGCUGGCGAGGAUAAACACAGGGCAACUCAGGUGGCGGAGGGAAAGGCCCGGCCGAUGAACGCAGACAGGAGGACCAGGAGUAAAGCUCGGUCGGACAGCGUGACCUGAAGCGCUCCCCUAUCUGCAACACAGGACGCAUGAACAACCUGAUAGGGGCAGCGAAAUUCAGAAUGUGAUGCACUUUUCUAUCAUAAACAGAUCUCCGUGGCGUACAUUUAUUUUUUUAUACAUGAUCGCGAGGUUGGAAGUUUCCAGAUGAAGAGCAGAUAUGACUGUUACUGCUGAGACUCUGCUGAACAUUGUUAUUAGAAGCAUAUUAGGCUCUGGAAACCAGGGGAUUAUGUUUUUUUGACAAUCGAAAAGGCCUUGUAAGGAUUUUAUUUUGGAGGAAUUGUGGAUUUUCUAAAAUGUUGUACAGGUAUUCUUCCCAGAUCAGGGUUGUCAUAUUCGUUCUCUAAUUUACAGCAAAUAAAUGUCAUCUCAGUAA